Acipenser ruthenus (sterlet) is the source of this 1237-nucleotide messenger RNA. Its product is annotated as protein JTB. Bases 317 to 802 code for a protein of 161 amino acids. Lineage: Eukaryota; Metazoa; Chordata; Actinopteri; Acipenseriformes; Acipenseridae. Gene Ontology annotation, cellular component: midbody; membrane; spindle. The transcript has 6 exons. The record is from RefSeq and is a predicted model, not a curated record. Gene Ontology annotation, biological process: mitotic cytokinesis.
UAUUGUACCGCAGUGUGGACACCACGCGCUAGGUGUCUCCCUCCCCGGAGUUUGUAGUUGGAAUGUCAAGACCGAGCGGCCUCCACUACAAAGCAAAUUUCAAAAUGGCUGCAGUUCGAACAAGGAGACGAUAAUAUGAGAUAAACUUUCGUUUUCACAGCAAACACAAUUAUUGACAUUAAGAAAAUAAAGUAAAAGAAAAAGGAUGUCUGGAUGCUACGACUGAAUGUAAAAAGAUGACAUUUCCCGCGUAACGUCACUAGUUCAGUCUGGCUGCUUUGAAAAGGGAGUCCCUGUUGAAGAGGCAGUGGAGAGAAUGGGGAGCGACUGCAGAAUUCAGCCAAUGUGGCUGUUCAGCACAAGACUGACUCCAGGACUGAGCUGCAGCCCCCGAAGCAUUGCUCUGUAUACUGUGCUGUGGCUUUUAACUGCUGCUAGAAUCUGUGGCGCAGCUGUGCGGAGUGAAGACCGAUCACCAGCGAUGGCUGCUGGAUCUGCCCCCUGCUGGCAGGUGGAGGAGUUUGUUGUGGCUCAGGAGUGUUCUCAAUGCACCGCCUUCGAAGCUAUGUCCUGGCUUGCAUGCAGCACAACGGGCUAUGUGGAGAAAAUCAACUGCGCCAAGUCCAAGAAGGACGAGUACAAAAGCUGCCGCUCUGCUGUGAUGGAGGAGCGUCUCUUCUGGCAGUUCGAGGGCUCCGUGGUGGGUCUGACCUUCGUCUUUGCCUUCCUUGUUGUCGUCAGGCAGCGGGCGCUUGACCGGCUGGCUUCAGAGAAAGUUCGCAAACAGAUUGAAUCCAUUUAAAAAAAAAAAAAAAAAACACCUUCCCCAGGACCCACAGUGCUGAGAAGCGGACAUGUUCUCAAUGAGCCAGCUGCAGCUGGAUUUGAAACUUCAGGGGGAAGGAUUUCAAAGUGAGUUUGAUCACGACUGAAGAUGUUUAAGUGUGCAGACCGCAGAGGAGACAGCAACAGGCAAGGCUGCUUGAACAUCUCUGAGUGUUUGAUGGAUAACACUGCCCUCUGCUGUUGGGUUGAGGUGACUCUUCGGGAGUAAACUUGAGGGAGACUUGCGAUCAAAUCACUUUUUGCUUUUUAAGUUGAAUUUAAUAGACUGAGGACAUUAUAUAAUGAAUGGUAACUCAGCCCUGUUUUUACUGUGUAUAUGUCUCAAUUGUGGAGGAGGGGGAUGCAUUUUAACAGCCUGAUGUUUCAAUAAAGUAAUUGUAGCAAAUUUUAA